GCACACGAAAGCAAUCCACGUGCUUGUCCAGUAACUCCCUUAGCAGCAGCCAAUGAACUGGCUUAGCGGUUGCUAGGAUGGAAACUCCGCCCCAAACAAAGAUGGCGCCGGGGCUUACGGGAAAGGGAAGGGGUCCUUGCGGGGGCUGCUGGGAGUUGUAGUCCCCGCGUCGUGCUUGCGAAGGUGGGCGGUCGGACUUGCAAAAGUAGCCGCCAGCGCGGGGCAUUGCCGGCCCUUUUGCCGGCGCGGCGUCCACCAUGCUGCGGCUCCGGCUCCGACUCCGCCUGCUUUUGCCGCCGCCGGUGCUGCUCCUGCUGCUUGGGGCCGCCUUGGGGCCGCCUGGAUCGGCGGGGCUGGAGCCCAUCAGCACCGGCAUCGCCAUCGGGGCUGCUUCGGCUCUGACCGGUUACCUCUCCUCGCCCCGCUUCUACUGCGCCUUCGUGGAGUGCUGCCCCGGCGAGGAGGAGCGGCCCAACAGCACCGGUACCUGCAGGCAGGGAGGGUGGCUGGCUGGCCCCAUAGAGGGGCAAAAAGCGGGAUGUAGCAGCCCUAGCCCCACCAUAGAGAGGCAAGGAAAGAGGACGAAAAAUAAGGCAGGGCUGCCCCCCUAGAGGGGACCCCCCCCCUUAUAGGGAAGUUGGUUUUUUCGUUGGGUGGAGGGGAGAGAGAAAGAGAGAGUGAAGUAGUUUUGGCCCCAUAGAGUUGUUCAGUUUGGUUGUGCUGUGUGUUUAAGGAAAGAAGUUGCCUUAGAGUCCAUCUAGCACAGUAUUAUCUACACUGCACUCCUGGAUUUCUGAAGGAUAUUCCCAACUGUAGCUGGAUAAUGCCCAAGGUUUAUUUAUUUAUUGCAUUUAUAUCCCACCCUUUUCUCCAAGGAGCUCAAGGUGGCAUACACAGUUCUCCCUUCCUAAUUCAAUCCUCACAACAACCCUGUGAGGUAGGUCACACUGAGAAGCUGUGAUUGGCCCAAGCUCACCCCGUGAGCUUCAAAGGCCAAGUGGGAAUUUAAACCCAGGUCCCAAGCCCGGCACUCUAAUCGCUGGACCCACACUGAGGGUUGCAGGAGUGCCUCUCUGAAAUCAACACUCUCCACCUUUGCCUCUCUGCAGCGCUCCGCCAGAAUCUGGACAAUAAGCUUUUCGGACAGCACCUGGCGAAGGACGUGAUCCUGAAGGCGGUGACUGGUUUCGUCAACAACCCAAACCCUAAGAAGCCCCUGGCACUCUCCCUGCAUGGUUGGGCAGGGACGGGCAAAAAUUUUGUCAGCCAGAUUGUUGCUGAAAACAUCCACAAGGCCGGGCUGAAGAGCAAAUACGUCCACCUUUUCCUUUCUACACUGCAUUUCCCCCAUGACCACCAGAUUGCACUGUAUAAGGUGAGGGUGUAAUUGGUUGAGUGUUUUUGCAACGCUUUAUGUUGCUGAUUCUAGGCUUAUUUUGUCCCCAUUUUACAGAGUGGGCAAAGUGAGGCAGCUCUCAAUCUCAGCUGGAGCUGAUGGGAGCUGUAGUUGAAAGCAUUUGGCUAUCAUUUUGGUUAGUGAAGGCUGUAGUACAGUAUAGCCAAGAGUACUGAGAUAUCUGAAUAAUAAAACUCAGUGGUGAUGCACAUGCUGCCUCCACUCCAAAUACCAUCUGCUGGGAAUCUCAAGGAUAGAGAGCUGCUGUUGUGGUUAGACCUUGCUGGUGCACCUCCCACAGGCAUCUGGUGGGAACAGGAUGCUGGACUAGGUGGCCCACUGGCCUCAUCCUGCAGACUCCACUUAUAUUCUGAAGUUUUUUGCAUGCAGAAGGUCCCCGGUUCAACCCCCAGUGUCACCCUUGCCUGAAAGCCUAGGUAACCACUACCAGUUAGUGUUGACAAUACUGGGCAAUACUGGCAAUAUUGAAUUCCGCUCUUUAAUCAAAACUGUGAGGACUAGAAUUUUACUUUAUGUUAAGGGGGAGGGCUGUGGCUCGCUGGGACAACACCUGCUUUGCAUUCAGGAGGUCCCAGGUUCAAUCCCCAAUGGCAUCUCCAGGUCUAGGAAUGUUGUUGCCUGAAACCCUGGAAAGCCCCUGCCAGUCAGUGUUGACAGUACUGAGCUAGAUGGACUAAGGGUCUGCUUCCUGUCUUCCUUUUCCAGGGUCCCUAGUCCCCUGAAUAAUUGAAAGCUUUUUUCCCCUGACCUUUUACUGAUCAUUCUUUAAAGCUUCUUUUUGCAUCCACGAGCGCUAGAAACUUAAAAGUUACUCUAAAUGAAGCAGAGGUUCUCAGGAACACUGAGUUGUACACAGCAUGCUAAACAGUAAGCUUGUGGGGAAUCCUAGCUUGCAGCGGGAAACUGAGGUCUCUGGGACUUGCUCCAGGUAGAGACUUUGUUCUUCAUUUGGAAAUGCUUUCAAUAUUCUAGAAGGGCAGGAGAAGGACCACCCAGAAAAAGAAAACUUUGGAUUUUUUGGAUCCUAUUGCUAUGGCCUUUUGAGCACUCUCAAAAACCAGUAGUGGUCAUUUGCCUUCCAGUAUAAGGAGUUAAUAUAGGAGAAUAAUGGAAAGUGAAAGCUGAGAGUUUGUGGAGCUGCUUCCUUUUUUAGGAAUGGAAGGAGCUGCCUUAUACGACUGUGGUUAAGAAGCCCCUGUGUCUGAGAAAUUGGUUAGUUGCCUAUCCUGGGUGGGGUUGCAUUCCCCACCAAAGGAGAAAGUUCUCAGUUUGGGGGUGCUUCUGCAUCCGGUUCUGUCACUGGAGGCUCAGCCAACUUCAGUGGACAGUUCAACAGCUACGGCCAUCCCUGGACCAGGAAAGCCUUGCUACAGUAGUUCAUGGGUUGGUUGCUUCAAGACCGAAUCACAUCAAUUUGCCCUGUGUGCAACUUCCUGCUCACAUGAUCCAGAAGCUUCAGUUAGUGCAGGAUGCUGCAGCGCAAUUGCUGACGGGAGUGAGGCCUCGUCAUCAUUAUAACACAUGUGCUCAGAAAUCUGCACUGGUCACUCAUUUGCUACCGGGCCAUGUUCAAAGUGUUACAGUUUGGGACCACUUUAUCUACAUCAUCACCUUAUCCCACAUGUGCCUACCUGAUGCUUUGAUCAGCUGGAUUGGCACUACUAUGGGUGCCAUGUAAUACCCAUUCCACAUUUUAAAUAACUUGAUCAUUUAGUGGGGCAGCACCUGCACUUUGAAAUUCCAUGCCUCUUGAUAUCAAGCAGGCACCUUCACUAUACUCUUUUCAGUGCCUCCUAAAAACAUUCCUGUUCAGCCAAACCUGCUCACAUGCUUAGAAAGUUGAUGUGGAUUUUAAUUUUAGUUAACUUAUUGUGUAUCGUAAUGUAUUGCAUUUCCCCUCUGUUUUUAUGGUUUUAUCUUUUUUGCAAAGCACUUUAAAGUUGUUACUCUACAGUUCUGUGAUCCUGUGAAAAAAAUGUGUUGCAAGUCAAGCUCUGUUCUAAAGGGUGCUUUUACCCUCUGCCAGGCUCAGGCCAGCAGUUUACAUUAAACUGGCAUUAAUUCCACCACUCUCUUAGAUUUAAAGAUCACUCUGUCUGACUGUUGCUUUGUUUCAUUGGUCAAUUACUCAAGUAGGGUGUCAGGGUUUUUUAAUGUUAAAAUCAGAUCAUCCUCCAUAAUUGGGUUAAUGCUGUAAGAUCAACCUUUUAUCUUCCUUACUGCUUUGGUCCAGGAGCAAUUGCAGAAGUGGAUUCGGGGUAACGUCAGCGCUUGCGCCAAGUCAGUAUUCAUAUUUGAUGAGAUGGACAAGCUUCACCCAGGACUGAUAGAUGCCAUCAAGCCUUUCCUUGACUACUACGAGCAGAUUGACGGUGUCUCCUACAGGAGGGCAAUCUUCAUUUUUCUCAGGUUGGGAAUCUCUUUGCCUGCAACCACAAGUCCUUCAUUUGAUGGUUUCCAUUUGAAAUUAGAUGAGUCCCACUGGAUCAGGUCAUCAGAGGCCCAUCUAGUCUUUUAAAAUGGAAGCUCAAAAGCAACUGAGUACAACAGCAACUCUCCCCUCCUGUGGUUUCCAGCAGCUGGCAUUCAGAGGCACUCUGCCUCUGACAGUGGAGCCACAGCAUAGCCAGCAAUAGCAUUAGGUAAAGGUAAAAGGACCCCUGACCCAUUAAGUCCAGUUGUGACCGACUCUGGGGUUGCGGCGCUCAUCUCGCUUUACUGGCCGAGGGAGCCGGCGUACAGCUUCCAGGUCAUGUGGCCAGCAUGACUAAGCCGCUUCUGGCGAACCAAAGCAGUGCACGGAAAUGCUGUUUAGUUUCCCGCCAGAGCGGUACCUAUUUAUCUACUUGCACUUUGACGUGCUUUUGAACUGCUAGUUUGGCAGGAGCAGGGACCGAGCAACGGGAACUCACCCCGUCGCGGGGAUUUGAACCUCCGACCUUCUGAUCGGCAAGCCCUAGGCUCUGUGGUUUAACCCACAGUGCCACCUGCGUCCCUCUAUCAAUAGCAUUACCUUCUCAUAAUCCUGUUUCGAGGCUGUCCAAGUUGGUGGCCAUCACUACCCCCUGUGGGAGUGAGUUCCCUGGGUUUAAUUAUGUGCUGCAUGAAGGACUUUCUUUUAUCUGUUCUGAAUCUCCUGACAUUCAGCUUCAUGGGAUGUCCACAAGACUGAAUGUCAGGAGAAAGGGAGAAAUUCUGUGUUAUAUCCUCUUUCUCUGUGCCAUGCACAAUUUUAUAAACUUCUGUCAUGUUACCUCUUACUGACUUUUUCUCUAAACUAGAACAUCCCAAAUGCAUCCAUCAUAUAGGGGAAUCGCUCUAUAUGCUUUUGGCUGCCCUUUUCUGAAGCUUUUCCAGUAUCCUUUUUGAAGCGAGGCAACCAGAACUGUUUGCGCUACUCCACGCAAGGUCGCACCAUCAAUUAAUUUAGUGGCUUUACGAUACUGGUGGUUUUAUUUUCAAACCCUUUCCUAAUGAUUUCUAGCAUUUUCCCUCUUCGCCACUUUUUCAUACAUUCUCAAGUGGGGGUAGAUACCAGCAUUCUACAUGUCUAGAUAGGCUUUGCCUGAAUUAUUAUUUUUUAUAUAUAAUGUUUUUAGCAUGCACCAAAAGCAUCUGACUGUUGUCAAUAGGCAGGGAGUUUCAAAGUUUAAGUAAGACUGGUUUCUUACAAAAUCAGGAUGCGUAUUGCUGGCUCUGUUAUGAAGCAUAUGGAUUCCUAACAUGCAUCCCACCCACCCCUUUGGCUUUUCUGGCAGUAAUGCUGGGGGAGACCUCAUCACCAGAGUGACCUUAGACUUCUGGCACAAUGGGCGGGACAGGGAGGAGAUCCAGCUGAAGGACCUGGAGCCUGUGUUAUCUGUGGGCGUCUUCAACAACAAGAACAGUGAGUUUCGUUGGCUGUUCUUUGCCCUCCCCCUUCCUUGUCAAGCAAGAGAUUUUUAAAUUCUUCCUAACUCAAAGUUCUGUCUCCCAUCUGUGGCCCUUUGGACUGUUGUCGGACUCCAACUCCCAUCAGCCCCUGCAACCUGCAUGGGAAGUGGUCAGGCACAAAUAGAGUUGAAGUCCAACAACAUAUGGAGGAACAAAGCAGUGGCUGCCCCUGCCUAGAGAGCCACUGCCGGUCAUUGUAGGCAAUCCUGAGCUAGAUGUAUUAUUUAGAAUUUAUAUACUUCUCAGUUUAAAAAUCAAAUAAGCAGUUAACCAUUAGCCAACCAGAGUAUAUUGAGAAGCAAAGCGGAUAGUAAACCUCAUCUUGAUUUAACUGUUGCAACAGGGUCCCCACUCACCACACGCAGGAGGGAGGAGAGAACCCUGAACAAUGGUAUGCAAGCCCUUACAUAGACUUUUGAAACUGCCCACCCUGUAGCUCAAGACCAUCGCCCCCAACAUGCAUACAUUACAAAAGGAGGCAGUCUACAGCAGUAAUCCUGUCUGCCAGGAUACCUGAUAAUGGUCACUGAUUGCAUUACUUGGGCAGUCUGGCCAUUCUUUUGUUAUGGUUAAUAGUUUAGUUCCUGAGUCCUAUGUCUCACCCUGUUCAUACACAAAUAGGCCCUUAAGGCAGGAUUUGCAAGCAAAAGACAAUGGGAAGGCUUUCCCAUUUCCUUCCUCCUUGCAGAGAAAUAUUUGAGGUCAAUUUGAGAGAGUAAAAAUGGCUUCAGGAUUGCUCUUCUGUACUUUUGCAGACACAUGGUUUAUAUACUUAUGUAUGUGUUUGCCUUGUACAUUUAUGAACAUUUAAUUUAUAUUUGAGACCUUAGAAUUCUUAUAAUAUAUAGAGGUGGAAGGGACUAAGAGGGUCCUCUAGUGCAGGGGUCAGCAACCUUUUUCAGCCAUGGGCCGGUCUACCGUCCCUCAGACCAUGUGGUGGGCCAGAAUAUAUUUUUGGGGGAAAAAUGAAUGAAUUCCUAUGCCCCACAAAUAACCCGGAGAUGCAUUUUAAAUAAAAGGACACAUUCUACUCAUGUAAAAACAUGCUAAUUCCUGGAUUAUCCACGGGCCGGAUUGAGAAGGCGAUUGGGCCGCAUCUGGCCCCUGGGCCUUAGGUUGCCUACCCCUGCUCUAGUGCAGCCCCCCCUGCAAGGCAGGACUCACAGCCCAGUUAUCACAAUAUGCAGAGGCAAUGAUAUCUCCCAGUUCCCAAAUCCACUCACCUUCUCAAUUUUGCCCUUCCCCAGGCGGCCUCUGGCACAGCAGUCUUAUCGACCGGAAUCUCAUUGAUUACUUCGUGCCAUUCCUUCCCCUGGAGUACAAGCAUGUGAAAAUGUGUAUCCGGGCAGAGAUAGUCUCCCGCGGCAACCCUGUCGACGAGUCAGUGGUCCAGAAGGUGGCCGAUGAGAUGACUUUCUUUCCAAAGGACGAACGGAUCUACUCCACCAAGGGGUGCAAGACUGUACAGACCAAGUUGGACUUGGUGGAUAUUUGAUUUUUUUUUUAAUGCCAUUAAACCAGAAAGAGGAGGAUGGUGAAGGGUUUCUUAAAUCUGUUAUCCUCUCUUUCUCCAAAGCACUUUUUAAACUUUUUUUUUUAAAAAAUGAAAGGAAAACUCUGGGUGUGCACUUUUAAAAAUAUUGUGUGGGGCUCUUAGGAGCUGUUGGCUUUUUGUGGUCACACCUUAGGCAUUUCCUCUCGCAAUGUGCCACCAAGGAAACAGGUACCACUCUUGGCUUUAGGUAGAAAUCACAAGUGUAAGACCAGGAGGGCAAACUUGUGGACCACCAGAUAUUGAUGGAGUACAUCAGGUGUAGGGAACCUUUGGCCCUGCAGGUGUUGCUGAACUACAACUCCCAUCAUCCCUGGCUACUGGCCCUGCUUGUUGGGUACCGAUGGGAGUUGUAGUUCAGCAACAACUGGAGGGCUGAAAGGUCUUCACACCUGGUUUGUAGCUCCCUGACUGUUCACCAUGGUGCCUGCUUCAAGCCUCAGUAACAACUGGAGAUCCACAGGUUGCCCACCCAUGAUGUAAGACAAGCCCACAACUAUGGACCAUAAAGCAUUAGCGUUCAACAGCUGGGAUUUGCUAGGAGUGACUUUGCCUCUCCUCUCCGCAUUCCUCUAGACCAGUGUUUCUCAAACUUAGGUCCCCAGAUGAUGUUGGACUACAACUCCCAUAAUCCUUAGCUGGCAGAACUAGUGGACGGGGAUGAUGGAUGUUGUAGUUCAACAUCAGCCGGGGACACAGAUUUGAGAAACACUGCUCUAGACUAUGACACUCGGUCUGAAAUGAAGGAUGGCUAAUGCUGUUGUGGCAUCCGUACCUGCUCCCAGGUGUCAUUUUGGGAAUUUCAGCUCAUGGGGUCAUCGGGAAGCAGAGUGCUUUUCUCCAUCUGUUGGCUAAAGCAUUGCAAAUUGUGCAAGGGCAUUUUCCUAGGGAAGUUAUUUAGUGUGCAGGUAACCAGUGGCAUGGCCAGCUCUCCCUAUGGAUGGAAGAAAAGGUGGGGUCCUCUCUGUAUAUGGGACUCUAAAGCUGAUCCACCUUCGGCUGUAACAAUGCAGUUAGGUAUCACAUUGAGCUUAGGGAAACUGGCUAUAAUAGGCCAUGAAUUUGUGUGUCUUUGCCCCUUAAAUCUUGACAGUCAUCCUUCCAGGAACAAAACACUGUCCCUAAAGGAGUGGGGAGUGUUGUGUGUGUGUAUAAUUUGCCUGUUGAUGGGCUGGAACAUUACCCUAGAGUUUUUGACAAGGUUUGCAGCUUUGGUAUAAGUCUGAAAGGGGAUUUAACCUUGGGUUCACUGUUACACAUAGCCUGAUUGGUUUGUUCUUCCCCAAACCAGUAUGCCUUCCCGCCCAAUGAUGUUGGAUUCCCAGUUCCAAUCAGCGCACCCACACCCCAGCAAGUGUGGCCAGGAGUCAGGGAUGAUGGGAGUUGUAGUCCCCAGCUGUAACUUCUGGAGGACACCAGGGUCAGGCAGCCUGGUUUAAAUCAAGGAGGACUAGAACCCUUCCUCUCCAAAUAAUGCCUCUCACUCAUCCUACCUGUAUAUAUUUUUAAUGGAAAUUAAGGAACAUAUUUUUAAAAGUAUCUCUUAUCCCUCUAUCCUUCAAAAUGGUGAUAAAAUUUUUAUUAAAGUUACAGAGAUUUGGGUAUGGUGGGGAGCACUGGGUCAAUUAACUGCCCCCCAUAAAUAUGUUUAGCACUAUUUGCCAACCUGGGGCCCUUUAGAUGCUUGACUAGGGGUGAUGGAAGUUGUGGUCCGAAACAUUUGGAGGGCCACAGGAUGGUGAAGGCUAUUGUAAGGCUUAAUUAAGCAGCAUUUAUUUAAAGGAAUGAGAACAUGAAUGUGUGAAAUGCAAUUGGGAUGUGUAUGUGCGCCACAGCAAACAAGUAACUCCAGAUGCAUCUGAACAGAUAGAAUAGGCUACUCUGCAACUUCCUGUUUGAUGGAGUUUUAGGAAAAGUAGAUCCGUUGAAAUUAACUGUGAUUCAAGUUGGUCCUUUUCAUUUCAAUGGGUCUGUUCUUGAGUGUGACUGAUAUCAGCUAUAACCCUGUGUGUGGCUGUAGAGAGAAUCCUGUUUAAGCAGGAGCUGCCAACUGAGCUCUGUUCUGGGUGUAGCGGUACAAUAAAAGUCCGCUGAGCAUUAGGGCAAAUCGCUUAGGUUCCUGCUGCGGUAAAAAGUCGCUGCAAGGUACUAGGCAUGAAAGAGGUUGGUUGCAUAGUCCCUAUUCUCCUAUAGCCUGGACACCAUCUCAUCAGAUAUUUUGCCAAGAGACAGAAGUGUGCUGGUUGAGUGUGUACUCACUUUAUCUCACCAUGAGGUUAUGAUGUUCCUUCUCAUUCUUCACGGGGUUGCCCCACAGCCCUGUGGUGAAAUACAAUGACUUCUUCGCCACUUGGGAAUGCAACGGCCAGAAAAAUCACCAAAGGAUAAAUUGGCAGUCUCACAAUACAAGUUCAGAGUGUGAGGUUUGAUUCUGUGUUUCCCCUUUUAAGAAUCCAGAGGAACAGCUCAUAUGUGGCUGAGAAAGGAGAUCAGAAUCAGUGGUUAUGAAAAAAUUGAAACUUCUAAUUCAUUUUAAAGAUGGGCAGUGUGGGCUACGUUUUGUAACUUCUAUGGAGUGAUUGUAGGUCAGUCGCUGCUAUCUAUAUUAAAUCUUGGUCAAAAGUACCAUAAAA
This is a messenger RNA of Podarcis lilfordi (Lilford's wall lizard), 9535 nucleotides long. Lineage: Eukaryota; Metazoa; Chordata; Lepidosauria; Squamata; Lacertidae. The record is from the annotation of a GenBank genome assembly.